Messenger RNA from Seminavis robusta, 2803 nucleotides. NCBI's taxonomy places the organism in Eukaryota, Bacillariophyta, Bacillariophyceae, Naviculales, Naviculaceae. The record is from the annotation of a GenBank genome assembly.
AGAUUGUCUUGGAGUUGGAUACUCACACACCAGCCAGUUAUACUCAUGAAGCAAGCAAGGGUGGGAGGAAAGAAAGGGUUGCAACGAGGUGUCACUCGCAGGGGAGCUUGGGUGGUGAUACCCCUGCUUUUGGUUGGAUUAUCCACUCAUUCGAGCAGCGCCUUUUUACCGAUAUCCAGCUACAAACGGUCGCCCCAUAGUAUUAGUAGAUAUCCUGCUCCAACAAUCGCUUUGGUAUCACCCAAGGAUGCUCAGUCACACACCACAAGACACACAGAGUUGCAUCUGUUCACGCGCAACAGAGAACCUCCUGGCGAUACUACGAAUCAGAGCGUCACGAAAAAGCCUUCUCGAUGGCGACGGAUCCUUCGUCGAGCGAAUACCGUCUUGUUGGCAACCGCCGUGUCUCUGCUACCCGUCAAGCAAGCCACUGCAGAUGCUACUACGCAACCAGCCAUGAGUCGACCCAUUGAUGAUUAUUACCACAAUGAACACGUCGAUGAGGCAACGGCCUUGUUGGGAGAUAUUCUUCUUCAAGAAAACACUCGUCAUGAUGAUGACAUUCAAGACACUGUCCCCGUAUCAUCUUCGUACUAUGACUACGAUGACGACGGAUUGAUGGGGUCCUUUGCCGACGAAGAAGAAGCUCUGCGAUCGCUACGAUCUUGGAUCACACCGCCGCCAGCCAAACCCAAACGACGACGACUUCUGUGGCCACAAUCACAACAACCGUCACGACCAAUUUACAAGUACCAAGUCUUUGGAGAUGAAGAAGUCCAAGCAAUGUCAACGUCGACGACGGAAGCUGCUACAACAACAGUACAUAUUACCGACCCUGUUACAGCACCCAAACCAGUCGUGAAGGAGAGCCAACAGCACGUCUCUGUGCUAUCGAGAACAACAACUCCAAAGAUGCCCACGGCCACUACACACCCGUCCAAUGCACGAAAACUUCUCAAGCCAUUAAUCUUUGGUGUGACGACGACAGGAGGGGCCUUUGCAGGAACAAUGUUUUUGAUACGUCGCAAUAACGCAGAAAAAUUGAAUGCCAACGGCAGCACGGGUCUACUGAAGCGCCAAACAACACAAGAAGUAUUCGUCAAGGCGGCAUUGGAAGAGCAAGAAUCUACAAAAGACGUACUUGUUGUUGCCAACAACAAAAACAAGACAAAAGACGAAUUCUUGGGGGCAGACGACCCGGUGCGGAAAAGUCAAUCGUUGCAACGGGCCAGAGAAACACAGAGUAUCGUUCAAGAUAUUCGAGCGCGACAAGCACAAGAGGGUACCACUCCCUUGUCGUCGUCAGACAUGAUUAAUGGCGGCAGCUCGAACAAUUUUGUGGAGGAAGCGGCAGUAAAACGCAAAGCCGCCAUGGAAGCUUUGGAUCGCUUGGACCAACGGUUGGAAGAGAAUCAACAAGAAUUGCAAGCCAUGACGCAAAAUCGAACCGCACUCAUGGAUGCCUUGGAACAGAAACGCAAAGAACAACGACGACGACGCAAAAAAUUAUUAUUGCAAAAACAAAAGGCAAAACCCGAAACCCCAGAAACUCCUACGAUUGCCGAGCGUCAAUUGGCACAACGACGAGAACAAGUGCAGCGGAAACUUCUGGAAGCACGGUUGUAUUACGAUCGGAUUGCCGCCAUUGCCGAAAAACGACGGAAACGGGAACGGGGAGAACCUGUGGACGACGACGUCGACGACAAGAUGCCAGCAAUAAAGAUUGCUGCCGUGGAGGUGCAACCUGUUGUGUCGGCUGCGGACUUGUAUUUCGCGGAGGAAUCACCCGAUCCUGAAGCUGAUACAGCUCGCGAAGAAGAGGAAGCUGUUCUGGAGAAGGAACCCGCCAUUAUUGUGGAGACUGGUGUUGACACAGAAAAACAAGAAGAUUCGCCUGCAGAAUCAAAUGCAACAAUCGAAUUGGCAUCGGAUCCUGCAACCGAAAUCGACGCAACACCAGUCCAGCAAAUGGUUUCUUUGCCUAAUAACGCGGACGACGGCGACGCUGACGGCAAUAGUGAUACAGCAAGAGAAGAACUGGAACGAAAGCAAAGGGCAGACAUCUUUUCGAGAGCUCUCUUGAAGGAAAGACUUGAGUCGAAACAACGCGACAUGGCAACAAAAACGUUGCUCAACACUGAACCAGUGAUGCAAAUCGGUUACACGGAACGAACCACAAGAAACCUCUUACAGGCUCGUCUUGCCAUGCGCAUGCAGGGGCCAGUAGAGACGGAUUCCGUGCCAUUGGCAAGAAAGGAGGCUGAACUGAGUUAUGAAGAACGGGUGGCCAAGAGUCUCUUGGAGGCCCGUCUGGCAAAGAUUAGCACCGCCGAAGCCAAUCAAGACACUUCAACAUCAGGAGGAAGUUCCGGUGGCUUUUCAUCGUUGUUCCUUAGCCCCUACCGAAAUGGAUUCUGGUAACAACUGAUCACAGUCAGAGAUAUGCUUGGGGUGUGCACGAGAGUGCGUCCAAUGAGUUAGUGCUUGGUGUGAUGGUGGCAACGCUCUGACUUCGUACAUAAUUGUCGUGGUCUUGUUCAUGUUGCUGGAUUAUAGAAUACCCCCACCGGCACUACCAUUCUUCAGAUAUGAUAAAAAGAGGAAGGAUUCUUCCACUGGUUUGAGUUGAUCAGGUCGCCUAUUGUGCGCGAAAAGGCGACGAAGAGAGGCCUGUCCCUUGUCUAGCUGACUUCCCUGGCAGUGACUUGCCAAGUGUUUGGGGCCUACUCUUUGCUUCAAGAUACGAAUAAGAGUAUCAUAAAGAAACUGUGUCAACAAAGUGAAUUCAUUAGUUCUGCACGUA